Messenger RNA from Staurois parvus, 2928 nucleotides. The record is from the annotation of a GenBank genome assembly. Lineage: Eukaryota; Metazoa; Chordata; Amphibia; Anura; Ranidae.
AUGGCGGAGGGGGGAGGAGAGCAGGUCUCGGUACCGGAACCCGAGAUACAGAAGAACGAGCUGGGGGAACUGCUGAAGACUCCGCUGAGGAAGGGGGACGAGUGGUAUCUCGUGGACAGCCGAUGGUUCAAGCAAUGGAAGAAGUAUGUCGGCUACGACUCGUGGGACAUGUACAAUGUCGGGGAGAACAGUCAAUACCCGGGGCCUGUGGAUAAUUCCGGAUUGUUUUCAGAUCCUGACACUCAGGUAUUAAAGGAGCAUCUGAUCGAUGAGCUGGAUUAUGUCCUCCUCCCGAUGGAGGCCUGGAACAAGCUGUUGAACUGGUAUGGGAGCGUCCAGGGCCAGCAGCCCAUCGUACGGAAGGUGGUGGAGCACGGCAUGUUUGUGAAGCAUUGUAAGGUGGAAGUCUAUCUGAUCGAAUUAAAGCUGAGUGAGAACAACAACCCCGAAAAAAUGGUCAGCCGGCACUUCAGCAAGGCCGACACCAUAGAAUUUGUAGAGAAAGAGAUGAGACGCAUCUUUAAUAUUCCUCCUGAAAAAGACACUCGGCUGUGGAACCGAUAUAUGACGAACACCUACGAGCAGCUCACCAAACCGGACAACACCGUACAGGACGCUGGGCUUUACCAGGGGCAGGUCCUGGUCAUAGAACAGAGGAACGCAGAUGGCACGUGGCCUAGACAGUCUCAAACAAAGUCAAGCACAGCGACGAGUAGAACGUACACUACCUCCGAGAAAUCACCAACAAGCAGCUACAUGUCUACUGCUUCCUCGUCGUCAUCAUCAUCCUCCCCCUCCACCUCCAUCACCAAUGGAGACGGCGGCAGCAGCAGCUAUGGCUUGAACAGUCUAGGGAAAGGGGGAUAUGGGUCAUCCUACAUGUCAUACAGCUACAGGGAGCCUUCCAGCAAGCCUGGCCUGUGUGGGCUCAGUAAUCUUGGCAAUACGUGUUUCAUGAACUCUGCUCUUCAGUGCCUGAGUAACACGCCGCCUCUAACCGAGUACUUCCUGACUGACGACUACAAGGACGAGAUCAACAAGGAGAAUCCGCUGGGAAUGAAGGGAGAGAUCGCCAUGGCGUACGCCCGAGCUCAUCCGACAAAUCUGUCUGGAGAACAUUCUUACGUGGCUCCACGAAUGUUCAAGACGCAAGUUGGUCGAUUUUAGCCCCCCGCAGUUCUCUCGGGUACCAGCAGCAGGACUCCCAGGAACUGCUGGCUUUUUCCUCUUGGACGGCCUCCACGAGGAUCUAAACAGAGUGAAGAAGAAGCCGUACCUGGAGCUGAAGGACGCUGACGGGCGGCCGGACUCUGUUGUAGCCAAAGAAGCAUGGGACAAUCACCUGCGGAGGAAUCAUUCUAUCAUUGUAGACAUUUUUUCACGGCCUUUUCAAAUCUAACGCUGGUGUGCCCUGAAUGCGCCAAAGUCUCAGUGACCUUUGAUCCCUUCUGCUAUCUCACCCUCCCACUCCCUAUGAGGAAAGAUCGCACCCAUGGAGGUUUUCCCUGUCCGCGGUGACCCGCAGUGCAAGGAGCCCACCCAGUUUUCCGAUUGGUUGUGCCUAAAAUGGGGACAGUCUCUGACCUGUGUGCAGCUCUGUCUAAACUGUCAGAAGAUUUCCAUGCAGAAAAUAUGGUGGUGACGGAUGUCUACAAUCACCGUUUUCACAAGAUCUUCCAGAUGGAUGAAAUGCUGAGCCACAUCAUGGAGCGGGACGACCUCUUUGUGUAUGAAGUGAAGUCUUCUCGGAGCGACGACUCGGAAUGGAUCUCACUGCCCAUCUGCUUCCGUGAAAGACGUUACCGUCAGAGCACCUCUACUGGAACUAUCCUGUUUGGACAGCCCUUGUUGGUCUCUGUGCCGCGCCACAACCUGACUGCUAAAAUGCUGUAUUGCCUCAUCCUGGAGAGGAUCCAGCGUUAUAUAAAAUCUCCCCUGCCGGAAGAGUUCAUCUGUCUGUCCAGUGAGAGUUCUGCCUGCAACGGCUCCAAUGGAAUUUAUGAUGAUGACAUGGAGCACCAGGAGGAGUCUGAGGAGAGGGAAGAGUCCCCGGAGGAAGCAAAUGGCCAAUCGGAUGACAGCGUAGGGGAGGAGAGCUCAGGAGAGCAAUGCAGUCCUUGUAAUAAAAUAGCAAAAAAAGCGCAGGAUUGUCGCCGGAGGCUUUUCUCCUUCAGCCUGGUCAAUUCUUACGCCACCUCUGAAGUGGGCUCCAUGCCGGCUGAAGGUUCCGCUCUGAAACUUAGCUCAUAUUCCACAGUGGCAUUAGACUGGGACAUGGAAGUAAAGAAAUUGUACUAUGAUGACCAGGAGGCAGAGGCCUUCAGCAAACACGAGUCCAUGCUCCAGCUGCAGAAGAAGAAGGUGACGGUGGCCCUCAGAGAUUGUAUCCAACUCUUCACCAAGACAGAGACACUUGGUGAACAUGACCCCUGGUAUUGUCCACAGUGCCGGAAACAUCAGAGGGCCACCAAGAAAUUUGACUUGUGGGCUUUGCCAAAAAUCCUUGUGGUGCACUUAAAGCGUUUCUCCUACAACCGUUACUGGAGGGACAAGCUGGACGCUGUGGUGGAGUUCCCUAUCAGGAAUCUGAUUAUGUCGGAGUUUGUCUGCGAUCCAACGGCUGAUCCAUAUAUUUAUGACCUGGUAGCAGUUUCCAACCACUAUGGUGGCAUGGGGGGAGGACAUUAUACGGCGUAUGCAAAGAACCAGGAUACGGGUCAGUGGUAUUACUUCGAUGACAGCAGUGUGUCUCCGGCUUCUGAAGAUCAGAUUGUGACAAAAGCGGCUUACGUACUGUUCUACCAGCGGCAGGAUAAUGUCAGCGUGAAAUCGCCGUCGCCUGCAGCGUCCCUGGGUUCUCCCCCAGCCGAUGAAGCUUUAGGGGAUGAGGAGACACAGCAAGACAUUGACUGUAUGGACACCAACUAG